Gadus macrocephalus (Pacific cod) is the source of this 1796-nucleotide messenger RNA. RefSeq names its product agouti signaling protein, nonagouti homolog (mouse) 2b (gene asip2b). Gene Ontology annotation, cellular component: extracellular region. The record is from RefSeq and is a predicted model, not a curated record. The coding region runs from base 467 to 817 and encodes 116 amino acids. Gene Ontology annotation, molecular function: type 1 melanocortin receptor binding; neuropeptide hormone activity. NCBI's taxonomy places the organism in Eukaryota, Metazoa, Chordata, Actinopteri, Gadiformes, Gadidae. The transcript has 3 exons. Gene Ontology annotation, biological process: neuropeptide signaling pathway; hormone-mediated signaling pathway; positive regulation of feeding behavior.
CUUUGCAAACACAAGUAUUUAGAAUUUAUGUAACACGAUAAAUAUCUUGUUAUAACAAGACAAGAUGUAUUUUUAUUGAUGGCCCGUCAGGAGAAUACGGGGCUAAUUGCGGGCUGUACGUGUAUGUGUGAAAGCAGCUCAAUAGUGAGGAAUGAGCUGUUUGUGUUCUCAUGCCGUCUGAAAAAUGGGCACGAGCCACACACCACCGCUCGCACCAACACAAAGAACACAUGCUCGAAGAAACGCGCUAGCUCAGGGUCUGGACCCACGCGCAGAACCACAACCCACUGCUAUUUAAAGCCUCCGCCAGCACCAGAAGACCUCAGACCGACCCGAGGUGGAGAGACCCGCUAAAGGGAGACGAGUGGAAAAACAUGUAAGGAUUAUACCGACUAGCUCGCUACCUGUGGAGUUCAAUAAACCGUUAAACGUUUAUUGUCAUUUCUCGUCAACAGAUUUCCUCACAAUGUGGAUUAAAAAGGCUAAAUACGUCCUACUCUUCAUUUGCCUUUUAUUCAUUCCAUUGUCUUGGGCAGAGGACUUGAAGAAAAAUACGAGUGAGAAGGAGAAUGAUGCCGACUUGAGCCAUGGGAAGAAGAGACUGUUUGCCCGACGAAGGAUCCCAAUUGCCCAAGGAAAUCAUCUGCCAAAGCUCAAGGCAAGUAGCAUGAUGCCAGUGCGUCGCUGCAGCCGCCUAAUGGAGAACUGCUCGGCAUACCUCCCCUGCUGCGACCCCUGCGCCUCCUGCCGCUGUCGCCUCUUCAACACCAUCUGUCACUGCUGGAGGAUGAGCGAGCAGUGCAGCCGCAAGACCUGAGAGGCCUUACACACACAUACACAGACACACACAUAUUUGACUAAUGACUAAAUGCAAAACCACACAUUGCUAGGCAUGCAGUACAUACGUUUGGUGUGGAAAAUAGAAAAUAAAAAUACACAGACCAACGUUGAAAUACAUACACACAUGGAUGAACAGAGCUGAACAGACCUGUAGACGGAAAGCUAGACUGGCUGAUUGAUAGACAAACAGGCAAACAGACAGACAGACAGAUGGACCCGCUGACUGACAGACAGCUGGACAGAAAGACAGGCAGCCAGCUAGACAGAAAGACAGAGAGACAGCUAGACCAGCUGACUGACAGACAGCUAGACAGAAAGACAGACAGAUAGACAGCUAGACCAGCUAUAGACAGCUAGACAAACAGACCAGCAAACAAACGGACAGUCAGACAGACAGCUAGACCGGAUGACUGACAGACAGCUAGACAGAAAGACAGACAGCUAGACAGGCAGAAAGCUAGAUCGAAAUACAGAGUAACAAAGAGACAGACAGACAGGCAGACCAACGGACUAGUGAACCCAGCCACCGACCAGCGUGUUAAAUCCUUACAUGUACAAUGCUGUCUGGACUGAAUGCCUACCUCUACGGGAAUGUAAAAAAAAGACUCAAAGCUUACAGCCAGAUCAGUUAAGUUACCAUGGUUACGAUCUGAUUCUCACCUGUUUGCCUUUACCCGCCCCAGCUAAAAUGAAGACAAAUAUGAAGAAGAAUAUAUAAUGGUAUAAAGGCUAAAAUAGCGAAACAGCCCAUUGUCCUUAAGCUAUGUACUCAUUGACUCAAGUUUUCUGCACUCCAUUUCUUUCUCUCAGGGUAGGCUUGGUGAUACAUACUCAAAUACGAAUCUAGACAAAUAUAUUAUUUUGUUUGUUUCAUGUUAUGAUGUAGAUCUAUUAAGUAUAUUUUAUUUUCUACUACGGUAUUUGAUCUCAAAUAAAUAAUUAUUAGCAUACUUUAA